Molecule: messenger RNA, 810 nt
Organism: Capsicum annuum
Lineage: Eukaryota; Viridiplantae; Streptophyta; Magnoliopsida; Solanales; Solanaceae
Product: craniofacial development protein 2-like
Exons: 2
Coding region: 1-810 (269 amino acids)
Biological process (GO): chromatin remodeling
Cellular component (GO): nucleus
Source: RefSeq, a predicted model, not a curated record
AUGACUGAAGGAAGCGUGAGGAAUAGGAAUGGGGUAGGUAUUUUAGUAGAUGAUGAGCUUAUGAAGCAAGUGGUAGAGGUUAAGAGGGUCAAUAAUAGGAUGAUGUCAAUUAAGCUAGUUAUUGAAGGGUCUUCUUGGAAUAUUAUUAAUGCAUAUGCACCCCAUGUAGGCUUGGAUGAUGAAGAGAAGAAGAAAUUUUGGGAGGAUUUGGACGAGAUGGUGAGGAGUGUCCCUAGUAAUGAGAAACUUUUCAUAGGAAGGGAUUUUAACGGGCACAUAGGGUCUUCUUUGAAAGGUUAUGAUGAUAUGCAUGAAAGACAUAGGUUCGGUGUAAGGAAUGUAGAAGGAGUUACAUUUCUUGAUUUUGGUCGGGCAUUUGGAUUGGUAGUAGUUAAUUCGAACUUUCCCAUGAAGGAGGUUCACUUGGUUACCUUCUGUAGUUCGGUGGUCAAGACUCAGAUUGACUUAUUACUUCUUAGAAAAAGGGAUAGGGGUAUUUGUAAGGCUUGUAAGGUCUUACCGAGUGAGAGUCUUUCGACCCAGCAUAGGUUUUUGGUGAUGGACUUGAGGAUCAUAAAGGAGCGGAGAAAAAGAGGUAUGGCGGAUCAACUGAGGAUUAGAUGGGGAAGGUUGACUUUGGCUAGUGCACUAGAUAUAUGGGAUAAGUUGAUGGCGAGGAAGGCUUGGGAGAGUGGAGGGGAUAUAGAUAGUAUGUGGGACGAGACUGCCAACUGCAUCAGGGAGACAACUAGGGAGGUGUUAGGGGUAUUACAAUGUCUUUUGGGAAAGCACCAAGGGGACUGGUGGUAG